Molecule: messenger RNA, 2812 nt
Organism: Micromonas commoda
Lineage: Eukaryota; Viridiplantae; Chlorophyta; Mamiellophyceae; Mamiellales; Mamiellaceae
Exons: 1
Coding region: 9-2228 (739 amino acids)
Cellular component (GO): plasma membrane
Molecular function (GO): nucleic acid binding; calcium-activated cation channel activity
Source: RefSeq, a predicted model, not a curated record
UGGUGGGAAUGUCCUACUUCAACAUGGUUUUCCUCGCAAUGUUUGCCAUCUCCGCGUUUCUCAUUCCCGGGGUCCAACGGAAGCUCAUAAAGGAGGUUGACGCGAACAUGUGUACGAUCGAGGACUACAGCGUCAUCAUAACAGACCUCCCGGAUGACGUCAAGGAUCAGGAGCUUCACAAGUUUUUUGAUAAGAAGGUUGGCAAGGUUCAGAACGUCGUGGUGGCGACGAAUAACGCGGAGCUACUCACGCUGGCGUUCGAGCGGCAGAAAGCGAAGGAAUUGUUCCACAUACAGGUGGCCAAGUACAAGAAGGGACGGGAGGAUCCAGACGUGAGCGAUAAAAAAGUGGAGUGGCUUCACGAGGAGGCGGUGAAGGCGAAGAAAGGACUUCGCGCGUGCGACUCUGCCAUCAGGGCGCUUCAAAACGACCGCGGCGGCGACGCGAAACGCGCCAUCUGCGCGUUUGUCACGUUCCAGGAGGAGGCGGAUUUUCUCAAGAUGUUCGACAUGUACCGGCCCGGUAUCUUUGCGUGGCUGUGGCGCCCCGUCGACCUGAGACUCCGCAAGAAACACCGGCUCAGGGUCAAACAGGCGCCGCCGCCUGCGGAUAUCCGAUGGGAGAACCUGCAGUUCAACUGGGCCCAGCGCAGCUUCAGGCAGCUCAACAUCUCACUACUGACCGCCGUGGUCCUGGGCUUGGCGUUCGUCUCAAUCGCGGCGGUGCAGAUGAUGGCGGCGAACGCGGCUACCCCGUAUGACACGGAGGAGUGCCGCCUCAACUGCCACUACGGCACGGACCCGGUGACCAUGGAAAAUGAGGAUCUUCGGAACAUCUACCUCAAGUGCUACGAAGCCGAGCAGGAAGGGGAUCCUAAGAGAGACAUCACGCAGACUCCGUCCCCGCCCCCGCCCCCCGCCUACGGCAGGAGGCUCAUGGCACAGGAUUUGGUUUCGUCGCAGGCGAAUUAUGUCGCGAGCCACAACGGGACCUGCGGCGCCUUUGACUCGUUCUGCUACGCGUGCUACUGCCUAGAGCACAUCUCCGCGGGUUCCGUGCUGGACGAGUCGGAGUACUGCCAGCCAUACAUCUUCGGGUACACCAUGCAGGUUGUGGCUCAAUCCGUGGCGAGCGCCAUCGUGGUUGUCCUGAACCUCCUGCUGAAGCCUCUGCUGGUUUUCCUGGUGCGGUUUGAGAAGCAUCACAGCGCGAGUGGCGAGCAGAUGUCGGUGAUGUUGAAGCUGUUCAUGGCGCAGUUCUUCAACACCGCGAUCUUGCUCGUAGUGCUGAAUGGGUCGUUCCCGUGGCUGAGAGCGCAGCUCGAGGGGACGCCGGUUGAGGGCUUGCUGUUCCAGGGUGAAAUGGAGGAUUUUGUUCCGGCGUGGUAUAACGAGGUGGGCUACGCGCUGGUCAUCUCCAUGGUUGCCACGCCGGCGUCGCAGCGGAUUUUUUCCAUAAUCCGGCUGUUCAGAUUUAAGAUUGGCAAGUUCUUCGCCUCGAGGAACGCCGUGACGCAAGAUCAACUCAACAAGGCGUUCGAAGGGAUGGAGUUCAACCUCGCCAUCAACUACGGGGAGCUUCUGAACAUCCUCUUUGUCACCCUCACCUUUUCGCCCGGCCUCCCCAUCCUGGUGCCGCUUACUUCAUUCGCGUACAUGGUGCGCUACGGCUUCGACAAGUACGAGUUUGCCCGGGUGAGCAAGAUGCCCCCGUGGUACUCCACGAUCCUUGGCAUGGGCGUGGCCCACUUGAUGGCGUACGCGUGCCUCGGGUACCUCAUACUCGCCAUAUGGGCAAACUCCUAUUACACCAUGGCGCCGGACCCAAUGAUCGAGGGGCUCAUCGGCAGCGCGCUCUACGGCUUCUGCGACGCGUGGGAGAGCCUCCCCGAGCCGCUAGCGAGCGUGUUCGGGACGAUGAGCGACCCGAGCGAGAUGGCGAGAAGGGCUUUGCAGAAGAACACUGCAAUCUACACGCUGACGCUCUUCAUUAUCGUCGUGAUUCUGUUUUUCCGUGGGCUAAUCGCGACGAUGCGAAGCAUCUUGGCGGAAAUAUACCCGGCAUACUUCCAGACUGACAAACGACAGGCUGAGGGUAACCCAACAUUCGACCUGGCAAUCGCGGGGUCGCAGCUGCUGGGCGCGAGGACGUAUUCGAUCCGCGAUGCCCCGCAGUAUCAGGCGGCGUUUGAACGAAUCGUUUGGGAGCUGGACGACGGCAAACUGUAACUUUACCAGUAGAUAGAGACUAACUCGAGAUAUAGAGAGCUAAUUUUAGUACCCAAACUUGGCGUUGAGACUCGUGCGACCGUCUCCAGUCUGGCCCUGCGGCGCGGACCACCCAGGCCCGCCCGUGAGGUCGGUCAUGUCGUCUUCAUCAUCCUCGCGCUCGUCAACCGCCUCUGAUCCAAACCUACCACCGCCCAACAGGCGCUGCAGGUCGGCUUGCACCUUAGCUUCAGCCUCCGCGACGAUCUCUUCCUGGGUUUUGACGCCAUCCAGUCCACCCUCCGUCUUGGUGCGUUUGCGUUGGGGCUCUCGUUGGGGAACCUUGCCCGGCGGGGGCUUGCGAAUUUCGAGGACGGAUUUCCGUUUUUUGAUCACGGCAUCAAGGCCGCUCUUUGACGCCGCCUCCUUGAGCUGCUCGGCGGUCAUGAAACCAUCGUCGUCGUCGUCGUCAUCAUUAUUGGUGGCCUCCAGUUUCUCAGUCGCAGGUGCAGGGGCUGGUGCCUCGGCGACGGGCGCGGGCGUGGGCUCGAAGUCCUCCUGUUUCUUCACCCGCUCACCGGUCCUCGGGUCCACCUCAUUACCGG